Molecule: messenger RNA, 9591 nt
Organism: Manis javanica (Malayan pangolin)
Lineage: Eukaryota; Metazoa; Chordata; Mammalia; Pholidota; Manidae
Gene: CHST9
Product: carbohydrate sulfotransferase 9
Biological process (GO): carbohydrate biosynthetic process; proteoglycan biosynthetic process
Cellular component (GO): membrane
Molecular function (GO): sulfotransferase activity
Source: RefSeq, a predicted model, not a curated record
CGCCCGGGGCCCGGAGCAGGCCCGCUCGCCGCUGCUCCCCGCGCGCCCGCUCGCCGCUGCCCCCGCUGUGGCGGGGCGGGGCCACCGAGAGUUUGCCGCGGAGCCGGGGAAGUUUCCCGCGGGCUGCGCACGCCUCCCGGAAAGGCUGCACCUGCCGCCCGCGCCUCCACCGCCCCGGCCGCUCGCCAGGCUGUUUAUGGAGUCAGCGCUUAAGAGAAAGGACUGACACUCUAUGGAAAAGCCAAACAUGAGGUCUUCAGAAAUGAGGAGAAAUGCAGCCAUCUGACACGGUCAUGACCCCCAAACGCAUCUUCCUCUCUGUGCUGGUGUUCGGAGUAGCAGGGUUGCUGCUCUUCCUGUAUCUGCAGGUCCAGUUUGAAGAACAACAUACAGGAUGGGGACCAGUAAAUUACUUGCAGCCCAUACCCAGAAUGGUGACUAGAGAAGACACCCAGGAACAUAUCACCAAACAGAACCCCAAAUUUCACAUACUGGAGGAUCCCAAGGAAAAAAAAGAAAAUCUUAUACUCAAUUCUGAGAGGCCAACUAGGGUCUUAACGAAGACCAGCCACUCACAAGGAAAGGAUCAAGCUGUGGGUAAGCCCACAGGGUUACCAACAAUUAAGUUGACUGAAAAACAUCGAGGAACUAAGACCUUUUUCAUGAAGUUCAGCGAAAUGAAUUGGCCAUUGGCCAUUCACCCUUUAAAUAAAAGUUUCAUCAGAGACAACAAAUGGAAGAAAAUUGAUAAGACACAAGAGAAACGGAGGUCUUUCCUCCAUGAGUUUUGCAAGAAAUACAGUGGGGUGAGUCGUCCUCAGUCACAUCUUUUUCAUAUGGUGUCCAGGAUGUAUGUAGAAGAUAAACACAAAGUCUUAUACUGUGAAGUGCCCAAGGCUGGCUGUUCCAACUGGAAAAGAAUUCUGAUGGUACUAAAUGGACUGGCUCCCUCUGCAUACAACAUUUCUCAUGAUGCUGUUCACUAUGGGAAGCAUUUGAAAAAGCUAGAUAGCUUUGACUUAAAAGGGAUACAUACUCGUUUGAAUACCUACACCAAAGCUGUGUUUGUUCGUGACCCCAUGGAAAGAUUAGUGUCAGCAUUUAGGGACAAAUUUGAACACCCCAAUAGUUAUUACCAUCCAGUAUUCGGUAAAGCAAUUAUAAAGAAAUAUCGACCAAAUGCCUGUGAAGAGGCAUUAAAUAACGGAUCUGGAGUCAGAUUCAAAGAGUUUGUCCACUACCUGCUGGAUUCCCACCGUCCAGUAGGAAUGGACAUUCACUGGGAAAAGGUCAGCAAACUCUGCUAUCCGUGUUUGAUCAAUUAUGAUUUUGUAGGCAAGUUUGAAACUUUGGAAGAAGAUGCCAAUUACUUUUUACAGCUUAUUGGUGCUCCAAAAGAGCUGAAAUUUCCAAACUUUAAGGAUAGGCACUCUUCUGAUGAGAGAACGAAUGCUCAGGUCGUGAGACAAUAUUUAAAGGAUCUGACAAGAACUGAGAGACAAUUAAUCUAUGACUUUUAUUACUUGGACUAUUUGAUGUUUAAUUACACAACUCCAGUUUUGUAGCUUGUAUUCAUUUUCUAAAGCCCUAUUAUUUACUUCAUGAUGCUGGCUUCAAAUCAGCUAACCCUGAUUUCCUUCUAAUUGUCUAUAUGAGAGAAAUUUAACUAAGUGUAGUUGUCUUGAUAGGAUGAAGAUUUUUACCAAAUAGUAUGACACCAAUUGGCACAAAGUUCUAGGAAAAUUACCUAACAGAGACAUGUAAACAACUUGAGUUGCUCGAAAAUGUUUGGGAAAGAGCUGCUUUUACAUUACAGGUUAUAUUAUAGAAGCAAUAACCUCACCAGCAGCGACAUUAGCUGCAACAGCUUCUUGCAAUGGUAGGAAAAGGGAUCUAAAAUAGCAUGAGUGGAUGUCUACAUCCUGGAAUGUGUUGUCUAAAGUGCAUGGAUAUAUUUUUAGCAGUCUGUGGCAUAUUAAUCAAACACUGGAUAGUUUUCUUAUACCCUGGAAAUCUUUCUGUCAACUAUAAUGGUAAAUCCAUUUGAAAUGAUAUGUUAAGCUUAGGCAUUUUACGUUAGAUUAGAAAGCACUGUGUGAUUUACAACAUGAGACCAUAGCAGAAUAAGCAGAUGAAGCUGGCUAUGUAUGGCUUUUUAUAUCCAACAGGCUGAUUAAAAAUGCACAACAUGCUAAGAUCAAAGCAAUGGAAGCAACCUUCCUCCUCCAGAAAAAAACCAUAAGGGAAUUGAUUGUUUUCUUUUGAGCCCUCUCUGCAGGUACAAAAUGAACAUAACCACUAAAGGACUUAGUUUCUGAAGGAGGCCCUUAAAAAGUUUAAGCCUCAUCAGAUAUAAAUGUGCACCUAAUUCUGGUUUAAUUGGGCAGGGGGGAAAUUGUUUCAGGGUGGAAUAAUCAUCAAAAACAAAAGUUGCCACUCUGAAUAUAGACCUCAAACAAUAACAAAGUUUUAUAAGAAUUUUAUUUGAAUCAAAGCAUCAUGUGUUUAGCUUUAUAUGUGGAUUGUACACCAAGAAUAGCUUUUGUUUGCAGGCUAAUUAUUCAGCUUGGGAAUGACUUUUUAAAAACGAAGAUACCACUUCAAAGAUAGGUUAUGUUCUGGAAAAUAAACAUAACAAGAGCCCCUAGAAAUGCUUUUAAUAGGCUUAUACAUAAAGAAAUUAGGGUAUUUUCUUUUUAAGUUAAAAUAUUCUAUACUAAUCAAGUCGAAUACCACUGCAUUCAAAUAUUAAAUCAAAAUCUUUGGAAAAUAGGACCAUGUGUCACCCUUAUAAGAAGUUACAAUGCAUUUUGGAAAUUUUUUCCAUGGGACUCUAAAUCUAAAGACACAUUUGGGUGGGAAAUUUAUUUUAAUUGGUCAACUAUUAACCUAACUUAAGCAAAUCUCAUGUCAUUCAAACCCUGUUUAAAUGCAUUCCUUGAACAUUUUCCUCUUCCCAAGCUACCAUUUUUUCUCAUUAGUAAAUAUUCAGUAAUGUCUGUCAAAGAAGAGUGGGUAUUAAUAUUAGAAUAUUAAUAGACCAAGAUGGUUACAGUUGUACUUAUCUCAUUUUGAUUUUCCAUUUUAUGACUGAGUGUUCAUGAAUUGCUUCACUCUGCAUUGUGUCUCCCAGGGAGUAGGUAACUGCAACGGGCUGCCAGAUCCUGAGAAGCCUUAUGACCCAACCUUUCACCGCUUUUCCACUCCAUUUACUCUUGCCUCUAGACUGUACGUGUAAGCUGUGCUCCCUGUCUUAGAGGACUUUUACUAUAGAGAAUCUAAACUAUAUAAUUUAAAUUUUGCUAGGGUGAAUUCCUGGUAACUUAGAAACAUUGAAAUUAUCUUUUUAUGGAGAGAGAGAGAGAAUAAAAAAUAUGCCAAGAAGCCUGACACAUUAUUCCUAAACUACACAAAACUGGUUUUAGAUGGGACCUGCUAUAAAGUAGAGAGGUAAUUUUUUCAAAGUAAUUCCUAAAGACAUGUAAGAAACAAAAAAAUCCUUUCUCUUAGUAACUUUGGAAAGAAAAAAAAAUGGAAACAAGGAUCUUAUCUCUCUUAUUAGCUUUUCUAAGGCACUUGAGAGAACCAGACAUAGGUAAACAUUCAUGUAUGUAAACAGUCAUAUAAAUGAAGACUCCUAUAUGCAUGCAUUUACAGGACUGUUCAGCAUUGGGGUGGGGAAGGAAGCAACAGGCAGUGUUCCCUGCCAAGGCGGUUCUGUGCCUGCCUGCAUGUGCCCCCCUCCUCACCCUUUCCACCCACCUGUGUUCCCAUCAGCGGUCUGUCCUUCAGUCAUUCUUUCCCUGAAGACUCUGAUGCCAGCUGACAUCCUGUGUGUUUGGGAGUUCCAGAGGCCAUGUGUUACAAAGGUUUUACAGAGGAAGGAUACACUUUUUAUGUACCUCCUCUUCCUCUCCAAUGACCUCUUUUCCUAUAGGGCCAAAGAAGCCAGUCACCAUUCGGGAUUCCCUGUCAGGCUAAGUACUCACACUGUUUUUCUCUCCUGGAUUAUGCUUUGCAGACCAGCUCACAUUCCCCUUUGUCAUCCUGCCUGGGUACAUACCCCGGUGUGAGCAUCCCUGCUCCUUUGGACAGUCACAGUUUCAUGGGUGUAGAUUCCUAAAGGCAAGUGACCAAAUCUGGACUGACUCACCUUCCGGAUGCCCCGUGCUCCCAUGUCAACAGCAGCAGCUUGAGGUGUGGUUGUAAGUCCUCUAAUUAAACCCUAAGAAUCUUAUUUAUUUUUACAGGCAGCAGUAACAAGCUGGCAUGCCCCUUCACUCUGUUAUUCCUCUGUCUGGAGUUAUUAUUAGAGUAAUAAGUUGGCAAUUAAAUCCAAAUUCACAGUUAUUUAACGUAGUGAACUACAUAUGGAUAUGCUUUACUGAUGUGAUUGUGCCCAGAAACUACCAUAACAUUCAAUGGAAAUGUAUGCACAGGACACCUAACUUUCUGAUUUUCUCAUGUGUGUUUAGAAAUAUCCAUCGUCAAUGGAAAUGUAGGGCAGCUCACUAAAUCCUCUGACUUCGUGAUCUAUAAAAUAUUAUCUAGCAAUUCAAGAACUACUUAGACUCCAUUUAUAAUUACAGAAAAAAACUUUUCCACUUUAUUCAUGAAUUACUAUUGUUCAAAAAGGUGCUAGAUCUUAAAAUAUAUAGUGUUUAGCUGAAGGGAAUAUAUAAGCAGCUGCAGGGAAUUGCGACUAUACAUUCCCCUUGCAAAGAUCACUUGCAGAGUGAGUAGAACUUGGAAUUUGUAGGCUGGGCUUACAGUAAACACUUCCUUACUAUGAGUCUCCACCUGACCCACUGGGACGCCUUCUGCCUAUAGGCCUUUGUGGAAUUGGGUGAAGCAAAAAAUGCCCCUGGCCCACAUCCCCACCAGGCUCUAAGGAAUAGUUGGCCAAAGGCCUUUAAUAGUAGCUCGACCACCUGAGAACCUUAGACCAGGGCUGACACAGUGUAGUCCUGCCCUUACUGUCACAGCCUGUCCACCCCUAACUUAAUCAUUAUAAUAUUCAUGAUCAUAGUCAUAAUCAAACAUUUAUUCAAUACUUAGUGCCUUAUAUGCAUUAUUUAAUCUCUAUAGUCAAUCUAAAUUAGGUGCUAUUAUAGCCCCCCCCACCACCAAUAUAUAAUAAAGGAAACUAAAGCAGAGUGUAGUUGAGUAAUGUACCAAAGAAAUACAGAAUUAAAUAGGGGACCAAGAUGAACCCAGGCCCCAAAUACCGCUACCAGACUCUCUUCUUUAAGUAUUAUAGACUUAACUUUUUUUUUUUUGCUAUCAGUGUGUAUUUAGCUAGUUGGUUAUCACAUUUCAAAUCAGCUUAUCCCUUUAUUCUUGCUGAGUUAAACUGACAGAUUCAAAGGUUUUUUAAGACAUUAGGAUUUAUUCCUCUCUGCCUUUUUUGAAUUCCCAGUCCAUCCUGGGACACAAUGUUUUUAGAAAAGGAAAAAGCCCCUGGAACAAAUCUAGCCUGCUGAAAGUGAAAUGCAGCCCAAGGGGGAGGCAAGCCAGCCAGUCCUCUGCACAUGGGCACUGGACGGCCUCUGAAGAUCAGCCACAGUGCAAGCGCCGUCACCACUGAGACACCGAGCAGCUGUGUGUGGCUCCUUCCUGAGUUCUCAUCCCCAGUCACAGUUUGAUGGGUAGAGAACCCUAAACUGACUUGGGAAAACUGUACCCAAAAAAUGAAGCAGGUUGACUUAAACCAAUUGAGAAACACCAUGAAAAAAAUCAAGAUAAGUAAGCGCCCAGCUAGGAGGGGACAGGCUUCCUGGGCCUGCACACGCUCUACCCGUGCGAAGCCACCUCUGAGGAGCUCACUGUUGCCUCACACCACCUAGUGCGCAGAAUUGCCAAGCCACACACAUCACAGUUCCUCCCAAGGUCGUAUCCCUCAGGGACUCAGAUCCAUGUAAGCCAUCAUCUCUCCCGUCUCUAAGCCUCUGCUCAAGUCUCGGCUCUAUUCGAAAUACUCUCCUCUCUCCAUAUCUGGACAUUCAUCUCAUGCUAACUCACCAAGGAAUCUCUCAGCUUAUUCCAUUUUGAAAUAAAAUCAUUUUGUGAGCAUUCGGAUCAGUGGAAAAAGGCAAAAUGCUUUUCUCCUGAUGGGAGGCUCAUUAGAUUCUUCCCUUACCGGUGACGUAGGCAUUCCUUCCCCUCCUUUGUUUCCUUCAUUAACUUAUUUAUCCAUUUGCUGUAUCCCUCUUUGUAGGAAUAUACAAUUUCCAUUUCAUCAGAAUACAUCUAAGGUCAUCCCAGAGGAAGGGAACUGUGUCCGUUUAAUUCACUUUUCACAUUUCUGGCAAAGCACUGCAUGGAAAGAGUUACUUUAAUAAAUGUUUUUGAUGAUAUAGUUUAAAGGUUCCGCUAUAGCUUUUCUUAAUGUUUAAUAUGUGUAUUUCUACCUUAUGACUUUCAGGCAUUUAUGGGGUCAGUGGAUCUAAGGAGAAGGAGCUAGGGUAGGACCUUGAGGAAGUGACCCUAACCUAAAAGCAGAGCUGCAGACACAGCAAUCUCUUACAUUCCUAAAGUGACAUAUAUGCUUAUUAAGUUUUCAUAAGACAUGUUGAAAAAAUACAUGAUUCUGGUUAAUGUAGAGCCAUUUACUGAGCACCUACUAGGCAACUGACACUGGAAAAAAUACUUGGUAUACAUUCAUUCAGUGACGUGGAGGAUAUGUCUAGUCCUUUCCUGAACAAAUGAGUUAGGUAUCAUGCCACCCACCGUUUUAUAAAUGGGAAUAGUGGAGUCAUAGGGGUGUCAGGACUAGCCGCAGAGCCAGCUUCCUGCUAAGGUCUCUCUGGCUUCAAAGCUGAGACCAUACACAGCAGCCCACGGGCCAGACUGGGUCAGAGAUAACAUUUGGUUUGGCCUAUAGUGCAUUUUAUUUACUAUUGGAACUAGUUGCUGAUGUUUCAAAAUCAGGUCUCUUGCAUCACGGGCAGGAAUUUCUGCACACAUACCCCUGCAUUGCACAUGCCCACCUAAAAAUAGUAGGGCAGAACCUAGAUCAGCCCCCUAGAGAAGCCAGAGAGCUCUUGUUCAUGCUCCCUGCCUAACCACCAUCACCCAUGUCCCUUCUCCCUCACCUGGCCGGGCCCUACGUGCCCCACCUUCCACCCCUGCUUUGGAGUGUGUGUUUUCUCAUCCACCAAGCUCCCAAAGGAAAAGCACUCCCUGAACAUUUUCUUGGACCAUAUUUGUGUGAGGCAGUCCAUGAGGUUGUCACAUUCUUACUUUCCUUAUCCUCACUCAGAAUGCUGCUUGCCCCCUGGUCUUAUGCCCAAUGGGGUUACCAAACAAUAUUUCCUUGUUUGAGGAAAUCUCUUUUGACCGACAAAAAAGAUGUGAGAGAAAUCCAGUACCUUUCUUUGGCAACCUUCUGUCUUGGCAACUGGGCCACUUUGGCAAACUUCGCCUUGGCCACAACAUCCCUUCCCACCCUCCUCAGAGAUGAGUCACGUUCCCAGGCCCUCGGAAGCUCAGUGUCUAGAGACAAACUUCUUCCCACUGAGGCACCCAGAUGGCUAUUCCAUGAUCUUCCUUCAUAAGCUCCUGUUUUCAAUGUGUCCCCACCCUUCCUGAACUCUGAAACUGCCUAUUUCCCAGCUUUCUCUGAGGAUCUCCCCGUCUGGCUCACAACUCCUCUCCACCACUUCUUGUGACUAACCUGGGGGACGUUAGCAUUCCCAGGGGCUCAUCACUAUUCUUGUGCUCUAACGACCUCUUUCUUUCACUUCAACUUGGAGACGAGGAGAAAACAGAAACACAGCCCUGGUAAGAAAUAGCCAUUGUCCCUAAAGAGCAGAAAACUUCUGGCAAAUGCUGGAGUACUUCAUUUUAUCUGUUUAUUUCCUCAAAAUAUUUCCAAAGUUUAGAAAAAUGUUCUUCAGAAAUAUUAUGAACCAAAGUGGACUUAGAAUGCUGCAGUAACUACCAACUUAAAAUGACAGUAUUAUUAGAAGACUGUAAUUGUCCUUAGGAAAAAAAUAACCCCGAUCUAGUUCAUCCAUUUCUCAAAAAAUAGUGACUGGACCACCGGUAUCAAAGUUAUCCAAUUUUGUGUUCAAACAGAUUCCUGCACCCCACCCAAAAUGUGCUGAAAUUAGAACCUCUGUGAAACCCACUUGGGAAUUUUUUAACCAUCUCCUGGGAUGAGUUUUUUACAUAGCAAAGUUCGAGCACCACUCGUGUGUAUGUGAUUCUUUUUAAAUCCUGGUUGAUCAUAGGUGAUGACAAAGCCUGCUCUCUUCCUUCCGUGACUUUGUUGAAAAGCUAAAGACUCUCAGCUCAGAAAUGGGUCAGAGGGUGUUGGCACCCCCGUCCUCCGUGGGAUUCUGACCCAGGCUGAAGCAGAAACUUGGCCCCUAAGAUCUGCCCGCCGCAAUAACUAGAGCUGAAGUGAUGAAGUGAGUUAUGGGACCAGCCCUGUGCACUGCCCAGACUUUUUGAAAGCAUGCAGGAUGAAAAUGGGGAAAUGGAAAUUCUCCCCUUUUGAAACACAAAAGACAAAUGUGUACUGAAGGCAACUUUGGCGACGCAACUUCAUACUGAACUGAAGACAGUACGAGUUUCUCCAGUAAAAAAUAGAAAAGCCAUUUUCAAACUGACCUAAGAUUAUUGAAAAUGGGAAGUAUUUGCUAUUUGGGUUAUUAGUUUGAAAGCAAGGGCCCCAGGAAAUAUUUUGCAAUUUAAUUUAAAUGGUGAGAAUGUACAUUUUUCUUGGACUUCAUUAAAGCAUUUGUCUCUCCUUGCCUUUCUGUUAGGUUCAACCACAUGACAUCACCAGCAUUUGACCACUUCCAGGAUAAGAACACACCCCGUUCAUGGGGUCCCCCUAAUAACUGCUCUGCUGCCUACCCACUUCUCACCAUGUGCCCCACCUAGACUAUUAGAAACCACCUCUGAAAAGGAACCCUACUCCUCACCACACUUUCCAUUUUUCCUCUUUUUUCCUAUUUUCCUUAUUAAAUUUUUAAUUGGGAAACAUAAAAUUUACCAUCUUUACCCUUUUUAAGUGGCACUAAGUGCAUCUACUUUGUUACGCAGCAGCCACCACCAUCCAUCUCCACCUUUGUCAUCUGGCACGUCUGCAACUCCAUGCACCUGCUCAGUGCUAACUACCUUUUCCCGCCCCUGCCCCUGGUCACCCCCAUUCUACUUUGCAGGUACCUUAUGUAGGUGGAAUCACACAGUAUUUUUCCUUUUGUGAUGGCUUUAUUUCACUUAGCAUGACGUCUUAAAGGUUCAUCCAAGGUGCAGCUAUGUCAAAAUUUCCUUUUUUCCUAUAGCUGAGCAAUAUUCUUUGGUAUGUAUAUUUCCUCCCCUUACUCCACUCUACACACUUUUAAAAUAAAUUUCCUACAGCACCAUUCUGCUCUCAGCUUCUCAUUGCCUGGCUUCAAGGUCCUCAACAAUAUGACCCUUACCCAGCACCACCUAAUGACUGCAUCAAACCCAUUAUUAUGCAGCCAAAUUGAACUUUUGCCUUCUUUGAAGACAUCCUUGCUUUACCCCUAUUUUGUUCCUACUCUUUGCACUGGCUGAAGUGGCCGUUUUCUCCUCUCUCUUUAACAAUUUCCUCAU